AUGGACAGUGGCUUUGGCUUUGUCGCAAAGCAGAGCAAACAGCAUGGCGCGUUCAAGGUUCAGGUUCAGGUUCAGGCAGGUUCAGGUUCAGGGACGAGUCCGGUUCGGUCAGGCUUGGAGCCAAUCAGCCCCGGGAUCACGCAUGGUCUCACAUUCAAGAGGCGGUCCUCGUCGUCGUCAUCCAAGUGGAAUAUGUGCAAUUUCUCAACGCAGACGCAGCCGCAGCCACAGCCACAAGCACAAGACGCGGCAUGGUUCGGCGACAUCGAGCCCCGGCUCGCUGCUGAGACACCACAACACCCGGCCUGCACAGAAGCUCUCGUCCUGGCCCAGUCCCUGCCCGUGUCCGUCUUCAACCACAGCUAUCGCGUCUUCAUCUAUGCGCGCCGUGCCCUCUCCCGGCCUGCCGGUCCCGCCGCCGCCUUCACUGCACCUCCAGUCGCGCCCCACGUCCUCUUCGUGGCGUGCAUCCUCCACGAUAUCGGCAUAGCAGACGCUUACAGGGCCGACCCGGAACGUUUCGAGGUAGCUGGCGCCAACGUGGCCGCCUCGCUUCUCAGGAGACACGGCGUGGACGUCACCUCGGUCCGCGAGGCCUGGCUGGCGAUCGCCAUGCACACCAGCCCGCACGUGGCCGAGGGCGCGGGUGGGCUCGCCAACGCCCUGAGACUCGGCGUCAGGGCCGACUUUGGCACCUACGACCAUCUCGGGCCGAGCGUCUUCGGCGGCGAGGGCUGCCUGCCACGCCUGGGCGUCGAGAAGGAACUCGGCGACGCGGUGGUGGAGCAGGCAUUGGCAUUCCCCUCCAAGGCGCCGGGGGGCUCAUGGCCACGAGACUUGACCCGGGCAAAGGAGGCAGAGCCGGAGUGCGAUGGGAUCAACAAGGCUUUCUAA
This is a messenger RNA of Diaporthe batatas, 894 nucleotides long. RefSeq lists its product as uncharacterized. Lineage: Eukaryota; Fungi; Ascomycota; Sordariomycetes; Diaporthales; Diaporthaceae. The record is from RefSeq and is a predicted model, not a curated record. The coding region runs from base 1 to 894 and encodes 297 amino acids. The transcript is spliced from 2 exons.